AUGGCCCACCUUCAAGUCCCUGCCAAUACUAUCCACAGACCUGCAUCAAUCAAUUCCGAGCGGACGUUGACAAACACGAGCGGCGCCUUCUAUCCAAACGACUGCGCGCCUGAAGACUACGGCGGCUUGCGCAGUAGGUCUCAAUCUCCAUCUAACGACUGCCCCCCCACUGGUCUCUUCACAUCUCCCCUUUCCCGUUUGAACAGCAAGUUAAAGCCUCCAUCCUCCGAAACAGAGGGAAUUUCCGUUGUUCCCCAUUCCAACGCAGCCGUCCCAAGUCAUAAUGUUGUGACUCCGGGCGUCAGAGGAGCGCCGACGCAUGUUGCCACUCCGCUUACCUACAUUCAGGACCAAGGUUAUGCUAUACUAGCCACUUCCCCAGAGCAAUUCUCCUCCUGGAGAUACAACGAUCGAACACAGAUACCCGAAAGCGAUAAGGACCGUCCCACUGAACUAGCCACAAUUCCGGCCAUGCAAUUCUCCUUCGUACGCCAGUUGGUCAAACCUCCGUGGGUUGCGAAGGAGCACCCAGGAGGCCAGCUAUACUUUACCAAGUGUACAGAUGACGGUAUUCGGAUAUUCACGGACAACUGUUUGGAGGACAUCAACACACUGGCGAAAAUUGACGCUUGUGCCAAGCAGUUGAUAUAUCGCAUCAACGAAUGGAGGGGCACCUCCCGUGGGCCAGCUGAAGUACUCGAAGAUAUUGAGCUUGUGCUGGACGUUAGAGAGGUCGAUGGUGAAACGGAGUGGAGUUACUAUCUCGCUAGCCUGACGAAGUGUUCCAUCUUCUGGUUGGACGAAGUAAAUGUGGAUGAUCUAUCUCAAGGCUUACGCUUUGUUUUCAAUUUAAGUGAUCUCAGGGACCACCACGUCAAUCAAGCGAACCAAUUACUCAAUUACACCGCCUUCGAUUCAAAAACGUCUGCGACAUCAACUGCUGCUCUAAGCUACGAAUAUCUCACAGCGAUGUCUGAUUGUGUCAAGAAUGCCACAGUAUGUGGCCUGGUGAUCAUUGAAGGCGUGGUCAUUAACUAUUUUCAAGAUUGGGAAAAGUUUCUCAACUAUCAUGGGCAGCCUGAAGCACGCUUAGACCAAGACAGAAGCGUUAUGCAAAGCACUAAACGUGAACGCACCUGGAGGUUCUUGAUACUCUCAGCUCUGCUUUUCUUCAUGCCGGAUGAUUAUUUGGAUAAGCUGCAAAAGCUCUGGAUUGAUAAGACAAUCAACCACGUUUCAUGGCAGCGAUUUAUAUCAGAAAUGCAAAAGGACUGGGAGAACUCCAUUACUCCUGCCACAGUACUAUUAACUGCAAACGUGGGAUUAUUGGCUAUACAGAGUAUUGAUACGGGGCAUCCGGCACGCAGCGUCGCGCAGAUUGCCAGCUAUAUAUCCACGUACUUGAGCUUAGGGAAUAUUCUCCUCUGUACCGUUCUGUCGAAGCAACAUCGGAACGGCUUACGAGAAUCUGUCCAGGAAGCCGCGGAGUAUUUCGACAGGAGAUCUAGAGUGAUGGCGGGGCUAGCCCACCUAGCAAUUAUCUUCAGCCUUCCAGAUGCGCUUUUCAUGUGGGGGUAA
Fibroporia radiculosa is the source of this 1578-nucleotide messenger RNA. RefSeq lists its product as uncharacterized. The record is from RefSeq and is a predicted model, not a curated record. Lineage: Eukaryota; Fungi; Basidiomycota; Agaricomycetes; Polyporales; Fibroporiaceae. The coding region runs from base 1 to 1578 and encodes 525 amino acids. The transcript has 9 exons.